CGACAUGGCAGUGGAAUCAUAAAAUUAAAUGGCUGCUGUAGUUUGUUUUGUUAGACAUUUUAAAAGUGAUAUCUCUUAAAAAAAUAAAAAUGAAAUUACGGUGUCAAUAGUAAAUAUGAGUGAGAGAAAAUUCACCCGGGCUUUAGGUAAGCCCGGGAUGGCUGCACAACUCAGAGAAACAGUUUCUCAAGUUGUUCGUGAGAGUACAGUCCAGAAUAAACCGCAUUUAGUGGAUCCAAUAGAUUUUGAAAGUUUUAUAUUAAAAAAUAAAACAUUAAUGCAAAAUGAUCCACAACGUGAGCUAUUGCUGUAUCCACCGGAUGAUGUGUCUCAAGUUGUAUUACCGAGAAGAUACCGAACAAUACAACCAAUUGUACAAAAUAUUUUAGAACAGUCAGACGGCAGUGAGAGUCUUUUAACGAAAGAAUGUUUAAAAAGUUAUGCAUCAAAUUGGAAUUUAGUUCACUAUAAAUAUGCCGCGUACAGUGGCUCAUAUCUUGAUUUACCAAAGCUGUCAAAAGGUAAUGAGCUAAAGGAGGAAAUUUAUGAAAUUGAUACGGAUGUAGAUCAAGUGGAUGAGGAAAUGAUGAAAAGUGAUGGUAUUACAAAAGAGGGAUAUUUAAUGAAAGGUCCGGAGAUUGGUAGUAGUGAUCGUAUGUUUGUCAAUAUUGGAUCUAAAUCAUUUAAACGACGUUUUUGUCAUUUAAGACAAGAAGUUGAUGGGACUUAUAUUCUUGAAUUAUUCAAAGAUGAAAAAAAAGGUGAAGCUAAAUUUACGAUUGUUAUGGAUUUUUGUACCGAUGUUGUGAGAAAUCCAAAACGCGGUAGGUUUUGUUUUGAAUUACGCAUGAGUGGUACUCAUAAAUUUUUUACAUUUGCUGCUGAUAAUGAAACAGAAAUGCAAGAAUGGUUAUUAAAAUUGAGUUCAGUCUUACAGCAUUAUAAACAGCAAGAAGAAAAACGUGCUGCUUCAUUAGAACGUACUUGUCAUACACCACCACCAUCACCUGUACCAGUACAAACUUAUGGUACAUUAAAAGGAUUAGACCAAAGUAUGAAUCCACAAUUAAUUAAAUAUUCACGUGAAACAGAUACAAGUAUAUUAUUAAGUAGACGAGAAAAUAGAAAAAGUUUAUUUAGUUUAUAUCAUCAUUUAACGCUUGGUAAAACCCAAGGUAAUUUAAUUGACGGAAAUAUUGAUCCUUAUAAAGAACAAUUUGGACAAAGAAUAUUUAUAAAAUGUGAAACAUUAAAGUUUCGAUUACAAGCACCUAUUGAAGAAAAUGAAUCUCUAUGUCAAGUUGAACCUUAUUACACAACAUUGAGUUUAUUCGACGCAAGAAAUGGUAAAAAAUUAUCGGAAAAUUUUAAUUUUGAUAUUAAUCAUGAAAUAGUGCGUGACAUAAUUCAAGAAUUGAGUCCUGUAAGUGAAUUAACAGAUAAUGAUAAAGCUGAAUUACCAAGUGAAUUUAAAAAGAUACCAGAUAAUUGGAUAAAAUAUCCGAAACAAGCAAUAUUCAGUAUUAGUAAUCCACAUCCUGAUAUUUUUCUCGUAGUAAGAAUUGAAAAAAUACUACAAGGAAGUAUUUGUCAAACAUCUGAGCCUUAUAUUCGCGCUACAAAGGAUCCUCGGUUAGGUCUUAAAGUACAUAAAAAUGUACGAGCCUACUGUCAGAGACUCGGCAAUUAUCGCAUGCCAUUUGCUUGGUCAGCGAGGCCGUUAUUUAGACUUUACAGUAAUGAGCUUGAUACAUCGUCAGACUUUCCAGCAAUUUACCGACAAGAAAGUAAUAAAAUGCGGGAUGAUGAGAUACUAAAGAUGCUUACAGAGUACAGGAAACCUGAUAAAUUAAGUAAAUUAACUGUUAUACCUGGUUGGAUAAAACUUACAAUUGAACCACUAUCUGAAAUUCCUGAAAAUACAUUAACCACAUCUUAUGCGCCAUUGAAACCAUUUCCUUUGCCGCCUGUUAAUAAUCCAACGUACGAAAUAGCUGAAUUUGAAAGUACAUCUGAAAAAGAUGUACAUCCUUACACAACAUAUAUUAAUCAUUUGUAUAUUUAUCCUCAAAUUUUAAAUUUUGAUACGCAAAAAAUUUUCACAAGAGCAAGAAAUAUCGCUUGUAUUGUUGAGCUACGUGAUGAUGAUAAUGAAAAUGCUAAACCAUUGAGAUGUAUUUAUGGUAAACCUGGCUCACAAAUAUUAACAACACGUGCCAGUUGUACUGUUUUACAUCACAGUGCAGUACCAUCAUGGUAUGAAGAAAUAAAAAUGAGAUUACCUCCAAAAUUACACAAUAAACAUCAUAUUUUAUUUUCAUUUUAUCAUAUUAGCUGUGAUAUGCGAAAAAAAGAAAAUGGUGUUGAAAAUUGUGUUGGUUAUUCAUGGAUGUUGUUAUUGCAUAAAGGUAAAUUAACAGUUGAUAUGGAAAAUAAUAUACAAACAUUACCAGUUGCAACAGAUUUACCACCAGGUUAUUUAUCAAUUCAACCUCUUGGUCUUGGUAAAGGUAAUGCUGGCCCCGAUAUCACUUGGAUUGAUGCACAGCGACCAAUAUUUAAUGUAUCGUUUCAAUUAGCAUCAACGGUGUUUACACGAGAUCCACAUUUACAUAAUUUAUUUAUACAUGCGGAAAGAAUAUUGGAUAAUAAAUUGUCUGGUAUACCGUCUGAUUCUGAAACUUGUAAAAUAUUAAAAGCUGCUCAUGCUAUACAACUAGUUACUGCAAUAACAUUCCUACCAACAAUAUUAAAUCAAUUAUUUUCAUUAUUAACGUGCAAUCUAAGUGAUGAAGUUGGUCUUUAUAUUAUAAGAUUGUUAAUACAUAUUAUUAAUUUAAUUUAUAAAGCUCAAAGAAAAGAUAUCAUUAAUGCUUAUGUUAAAUUUGUAUUUAUAUUACCUUCAAAAAAUAUCGCGACAACAACAGUACAUGAACAACUUGCUAAAUAUUUACCUAUUUUAUUACAUCCAAACAAUACUGAUUUUUUGGUUGUCAAUAAAUUUAUGCAUCAUUCCAAUUUUUUCAUUGAUAUUAUGGUUAAAAGUAUGGCACAACAUAUGCUCACUAGUGGACGAAUUAAAAUGCAUCGUAAUGAAAGAUUUACAAAAGAUUAUCAUGAUAGCAUUACAAAAUUAUUACAAGUUCUUACACCAUAUCUUAUGAAUAAAUAUAAAGAUAUGCCGGUUGAAACCCAUGAACUUAACAAAAGUCUUGCACAAUUUUUAAAAAAAUGUCUUACAUUUAUGGAUCGUGGAUUUGUAUUUUCAUUAAUUAAUGACUAUAUGGACAAUUUCUCACCAGGGGAUGCUCGGACCUUGCAAGAUUUUAAAUUUACAUUCCUACAAAUAAUAUGUUCACAUGAGCAUUAUGUGUCAUUUAAUUUACCCAUGAUGCAGACGCGUGUUACAAGUAAGGACUCAGAAUCAGAGCCGGAAGGUGAUGAUUUAAUGUUGGAGUAUUGUUUGUCUCAAGAUUUCUGCAAGUAUCAUUUUCUUGUGGGUUUAUUAUUACAAGAAGUUAAAUCAUCAUUAAAUGAAGUUGUACAAAUUCGUAAAGUUGCUAUAGCUACUCUACGGGAUUUAUUAGCAAAACACGAAUUGGAUGAUAGAUAUCAAAACAAAGGCCAAUUGAGUCGUAUUGCUGCUAUUUAUAUUCCAUGGUUGGGAGUUGUUUUAGAAAAUUUACAUAGAUUACAAUCAGUUUAUGAGACUGAUCUAAAGACUGAAUUAAAACAAAAUCACGCCAAUCGAUUGUCAAGCAGCAGCAGUAAUUGUUUAAUAAAUAAAGAUCCAGUUAAUGGAGUUACAGUUACAGAUACACCUAAAUCUGUCCACAGAUUUACACUACAUUUGGAUUCACAAUCUCCAAUAAGAGCAUCAAUGCAUCUUAGAGAUUCUACUUAUUUUGCGGCUAUUGCUGGACAAGGUUUAGCCAAUGGAUUUUCUUGUACUAGUAUUGAAUCAAGUACAUCGACAUUAUCGAGUACAUCUCAUUCACUUGUUUCACAAGAAACUACAAUAGCUCGAGAACCUGCGGAAAAUGGUGUAUCUGAAAAAAAAGGUCAUUCUCGAUCAGUUAGUGUCACUCAGACAUCAUCAAGAUGUGAUAAACUUCAGUCAUCUGAAAUGAAAGAUUUAUUAUUAUGCUUUUUGUUUGUUGUUAAAUAUUUGGGUGAUCAUCAAGUAAUUGCAUGGUGGCAACAAUGUUCUGAAACCGAAAUAAUAAGUUUUUUUAGUGUAAUUGAAAUGGGUUUAUAUCACUUUAAAUAUGUUGGUAAAAGAUUAAUUAUAGCAAACACGAGUGCUACUAAUAGUGGAAAACCUAAGACUGUUAAAGCCAUGACAUUGCCAGCUCGAAUGGCACCACCAGAUUUUUCAAAUGAUGCAUCUGGUACUGGUACAUUACAACCACAUAAUACUUCGACACGUGAAAAUUUAGUCGAUGAAGAUAAUGCACUUAAUCAUCAGGCAUUAUUAGAAGCAAAUAUGGCUACUGAAGUUGGAUUAAUUGUUCUCGAUUGUCUUGGAUUAUUUUGUAUUCAUUUUAAAGAUAUACUUCUUGUAAAUGAUGGAGAUAAUCCCGUAAUGCAAAAACUUUUCAAUAUUUAUUUAUCAUUUCUUCAACUUGGUCAAUCUGAAACAUUAUUUCGUCAUGUUUUUGCAAGUCUACGAGCCUUUUUAAAUAAUUAUUCAACUGCAUUAUUUAAAGGUAAUGCAGUAUUUUGUGGACGUCUUUGCUAUGAAUUAUUACGCUGCUGUAAUAAUAAAUUAAGUUCGAUAAGACAAGAAUCGUGUGCACUGCUUUAUUUAUUAAUGCGUAGUAAUUUUGAAUUCACUAAUAGAAAAGGUUUAAUUCGCGUACAUUUACAGGUAAUAAUAUCAGUAUCACAAAUGCUUGGGAAUGUAAUUGGAUUAAAUAAUUCACGAUUUCAAGAAUCACUUUCGCUUAUCAAUAGUUAUGCGACAUCUGAUAAAGUGAUGAAAGGUACUGGUUUUCCAGUUGAAGUUAAAGAUUUAAAUAAAAGAAUUCGUACUGUUUUAAUGGCUACUGCACAAAUGCGAGAACAUAACAAUGAUCCGGAAAUGCUUGUUGAUUUACAACACAGUUUAGCCAAUUCAUAUGCUAGUACACCGGAAUUACGGCAUACUUGGCUUGAAACUAUGGCACGUAAUCAUGCUAGAGAUGGAAAUUACUCUGAGGCUGCCUGUUGUCAAUUACAUAUCGCUGCUUUAAUGGCCGAGUAUUUAAAAUUAAAAAAAAUUCAUUUAUGGGGAGCUGAAGCAUUUGACAAAAUAUCUGUUAAUAUUUCUAGAGAUGAACGAGGGCUUAAGCUCGAUGCUGGUGAGAUUUGGGUGCAAGACAUCCAUUAUAAUGAAUCAACUCUGUUGGAACAAUUGGAGAGUUGCGCUGAAAUGUUAGAAAAAGCUGAACGUUUUGAAUUACUUGGACCAUUGUAUCGUUUAAUUGUUCCCAUUUAUGAAAACAAGAGAAAUUAUAAUGCAUUAGCUAAUUGUUAUUCUCAUUUGACUCAAGCAUGUAAUAAAAUUGUUGAAGUCACUAAAACAGGAAAAAGAUUACUCGGAAGAUUUUAUCGCGUUGCAUUUUUUGGAUCUGCAUAUUUUGAAGAAGAAAAUGGUCAAGAAUAUAUUUACAAAGAACCUAAAGUAACGUCAUUAUCAGAAAUAUCUGAACGAUUACAACGAUUGUACGCUGAAAAAUUUGGUGUAGAAAAUGUUAAAAUGAUAAUGGAUUCAGCGCCAAUAAAAUUAAAUGAUCUUGAUCAAAAAAUAGCUUAUAUUCAAGUUACGCAUGUGACACCGUAUUUUGAAAAAAUGGAAUUAGAAUCACGAUUAACGGAAUUUGAACAAAAUCAUGAUGUUUCAUGUUUUAUGUUUGAAACUCCAUUUACUCAUGAAGGUAAACCACGUGGUAAUCCUGAAGAUCAAUGGAAACGAAGGACAAUAAUAACAACACAAUAUUCAUUUCCAUAUAUUAAAAAACGUAUUCCAAUAAUAGAAAAAAAAGUAAUUGAAUUAACACCAAUAGAAGUGGCAUUAGAUGAAAUGAGACAACGUGUACAAGAAUUAGAAGAUGUUGCGUUAAUAGCACCAACUGAUGUUAAAAAAUUACAGUUAAGACUCCAAGGCAGUGUUUGUGUUACUGUUAAUGCUGGACCGUUAACAUAUGCAUCAGCAUUUUUAGAUCCUGCAUUAUCACCACAAUACCCUGAUGACAAAGUUGACGAAUUGAAAGAUGUGUUUAGAGAUUUCAUUAAAAUCUGUUACACAGCAUUACAAAUAAAUAGUAAACUUAUUACUAAUGAUCAGCAUGAAUACCAAGAAGCCCUUAGAGAAAAUUAUCAAAAACUCUGUCAAAAUUUAUCAUCAUUACUUGGAGAAUCUGUGUGGCCUGAUGAUCAAGUUGGAAGUUUUAAACGCAACAGCGCGGCUCUUUUUAGUGCAAUCAGUGGAGCUAAUAAUCACACAAGUAUUGCUUAAAAUUACCAUAACAAAAUAGAUUUUCAUUACAUAUGAUUUUUUUUUUUUUUUUUUUUUUCAAUAGGUCUCUCGAUUAUCAGGACACAAAUAUUUAUAUUAUAACAUUUUUUACCAAUCUUUUUACAUAAUUUUUAUAAAUUUAUACUUAAAAUGAAUACCAAAUUUUUAAUAAGUAUUUACAAAACUUUGUCAGUUGAAAUAAGUUUUCAAAGAAAGAUUCAAUAACACUUAUACCAUGACAGGAAUUAAAAAAUAAUUAUAGGAUAAUAAUAUCUAAACGAAAAAAAAUUUUUUUAAAAAGUCUGAUAAUGAUAGAUAAGUCAAUAAAUAGUUAAUACUAUAAUAAAGCAUAUAGAUAUAAUACUUGAAAAGGGUUAAAAAAUUAAUAGCUUCAAGGUAUUUGUUUUUGUCACUCUGUCAAAAAUUUUUUCGAUAUAUAGAUUCUAUAUAUAUAUAUAUUAGGGUGAUUCAUUUCCGCAAAAGUUUUUUUUUAUUUUAAGUCCUCAAGCAAAAUCUUAAUCUACGUCGAAAAAAAAAAAUUCUCACUAAAUAUGAGCUCUUAAUUCCAAUGCUAAGCACUUGCCAUUUGAUUUCGAAGAUUUCCCAUUUAAAAUACACGUAAAUUAAAUUACUUUUUUUUUUAACAUUCUAAUACUCAGCUGCAUUUCAUGAUAUCAGGGCGGUUUUGGUCGCAACUUGUAGGGCAUUUGGUGUUCUUCAAAAGUGCCCAUUGUUACUUAGCUGUAAUUCCAGCUGUUUCACUUGUGUCCGUUGCGGAACUCAUUUUUCCUGUGAAAUUGACGUUUAUUGGCUUGCAGAACAGAAACCAAUGAAAGUACAUCAAAAAUUUUUAUAGAAAUUUUAUUCCCUUCGAAAAAAGUCCUAUGAGUCAAAUCACUAAAGUCCAUAGUUU
This is a messenger RNA of Microplitis mediator, 7412 nucleotides long. It is a transcript of the gene Ziz, whose product is annotated as dedicator of cytokinesis protein 9. The record is from RefSeq and is a predicted model, not a curated record. Gene Ontology annotation, biological process: small GTPase-mediated signal transduction; positive regulation of GTPase activity. NCBI's taxonomy places the organism in Eukaryota, Metazoa, Arthropoda, Insecta, Hymenoptera, Braconidae. The transcript has 12 exons. Bases 116 to 6499 code for a protein of 2127 amino acids. Gene Ontology annotation, molecular function: guanyl-nucleotide exchange factor activity.